Dermatophagoides pteronyssinus (European house dust mite) is the source of this 1832-nucleotide messenger RNA. RefSeq names its product protein Malvolio-like. Gene Ontology annotation, cellular component: endosome membrane; plasma membrane. The record is from RefSeq and is a predicted model, not a curated record. Gene Ontology annotation, biological process: iron ion transmembrane transport; manganese ion transport. Gene Ontology annotation, molecular function: iron ion transmembrane transporter activity; manganese ion transmembrane transporter activity; cadmium ion transmembrane transporter activity. NCBI's taxonomy places the organism in Eukaryota, Metazoa, Arthropoda, Arachnida, Sarcoptiformes, Pyroglyphidae.
CUGAUCCAAUAUCAGAGACAGAAGAUAUUCUUUUUUUAUGAUCAAUCAAUACAUCUUUGUCUCUGUUUUUCGUAUUGUGAUCUGUGAUUUGUAAAGAAUUUCAAACAAUUUCUAGUGAUGGCGACUUUGACGAUGGUUCAAAUGAACAAAAACACAGAAUCUUCGGAAACAAAUAAUGAAAAUGAAAAUGGCCAGAAAAAAUUAGAAUUGGAUACAUAUUUUCAAUCUGAAAUCGAUAUACCUGAAUGUUUGGAUAAUGAUUAUUCAUUCAAAUGGAAACGUUUAUGGGCAUUUACCGGACCAGGUUUAUUAAUGUCGAUUGCAUAUCUUGAUCCGGGAAAUAUUGAAUCCGAUAUGCAAUGUGGUGUUAUUGCUGGUUAUAAAUUAUUAUGGAUACUGUUAUGGUCAACAUUAUUAGGUUUAUUAAUACAAAUAUUAUCAGCUAGAAUCGGUAUUGUAACUGGUAAACAUUUAGCUGAAUUAUGUUAUAAUCGUUAUCAUCGUAUACCAAGAUUAUUAUUAUGGAUAAUGACUGAAAUUGCUAUUAUUGGUUCGGAUAUGCAAGAAGUUAUUGGUACUUCAUUAGCACUUUAUAUGCUGACAAAUCGUUGGUUACCAUUAUGGGCCGGUGUUCUUAUAACAAUAUUCGAUACGUUUUCAUUUUUAUUUUUGGAUAAAUUUGGUGUAAGAAAAUUGGAAUCAUUUUUUGGUUUUUUAAUUGCAAUCAUGGCCGUUACAUUUGGAUAUGAAUUUUUUGUCGUACAACCGGAUAUUAAAGAUAUUGUCAUUGGUUCAGCAUUACCAUAUUGUAGUGGUUGCAAUAAAAAAGCAUUAUUACAAGCAGUUGGAAUUAUCGGUGCAAUUAUACAGCCACAUAAUCUUUAUUUACAUUCAGCAUUAGUAAAAUCACGUCGUGUAAAUAAUAAAAAAAGUUUAGAAACAAAAGAUGCAAAUCGUUAUGUUUCAAUUGAAUCGGCUAUCGUUCUAUUUAUAUCAUUAUUAAUCAAUAUGGCUGUUAUAUCGGUUUUUGCUAAAGGUUUGUUUGGUAAAACAAAUCAUGAUGUUUAUGAAAUUUGUGAACAACAACAAUCAUCAAAAAAAUUUAUCGAUAUGAAUGUAUUGAAAAAUGAUAAUCAAACAUUUGAUGCUGAUCUUUAUCAAGCUGGUAUAUAUCUUGGUUGUGAAUUUGGUUCAUUACCAUUUUAUAUUUGGGCAAUCGGUAUAUUGGCUGCCGGACAAUCAUCAACAAUGACCGGUACAUAUGCCGGGCAAUUUUCAAUGGAAGGUUUUCUUAAUCUUAAAUGGCCACGUUGGAAACGUGUACUAUUAACACGUAGUAUUGCAAUUGCACCAACAUUUUUUGUUACAAUAUUUUCCGAUGUACAAAGUUUAACCGGUAUGAAUGAUUAUCUAAAUGCAUUAAUGGUUAUACAAUUACCAUUUGCCGUACUGCCAACAUUAACAUUUUCAUCAUCAACAUUAGUAAUGGGAAAAUUUGUUAAUAAUUUUUUCAAUUUUUUUAUUGCAACAACAUUAUCGAUUGCUGUUAUUGUAAUCAAUAUUUAUUUUGUUAUACAAUUAAUUAUUGAUAAAUCCGGUAAUUAUUCAUAUAUUACAUAUCCGGUAACAUUUAUAAUUGGAUCAUUUUAUCUAAUAUUUAUUCUUUAUCUGAAAGGAUGUUUUCUCAGUGUUUUGGGUGUUCGUUUUCAUCAGAAAAUACCGUUGAUUGGAAAAUAUUUUCAAGAAUCAAAUGAAAAAGAAUAUAAAUAUUUGGAUUAAUAUGGAUUAUAUGAAUGGACCACAUCGAUUGGAUUCGAUCACAAAACAGAUUU